Vespa mandarinia (Asian giant hornet) is the source of this 285-nucleotide messenger RNA. RefSeq names its product protein PXR1-like. The record is from RefSeq and is a predicted model, not a curated record. NCBI's taxonomy places the organism in Eukaryota, Metazoa, Arthropoda, Insecta, Hymenoptera, Vespidae.
AGAUAAGAAGAAGAUGACGAAGAAGAAAAAGUAAAGAAGAAGAAGAAGAAGAAGAAAAUGGGGGAAAAAAAGAAAGAGAGAGAUCAAAAAAAAAGAAGAAGAGAAGAAGAAAAAGAAGAAAAAGAAAAAGAAGAAAAAAAGAAAAAGGAAGAAGAAGUUCUCGCGUUGGUGUUGCGCCAAAUGAAGUCACAACUUGGGCAGCGGGUGGCCUCGACGAAUUAUUCGACUCCGUGGGAUAUGGAAGAAGAAGUAGAUGAUGAUGAUGAAGAUGAAGAUGAAGAUGAA